AUGCAGUUCCACGGUCUCACAGCAUUGUUGCUUUCCCUUUUUGUCGCAUGUGUAUGCGCACAAUCAGUUACCUCCACCACGACCUUCACAUCUACAUCCACCCACACUCGCACCAUUACCGUAUCUGAAGUCGUCGCCUCUGUUACCUCCACCUACUCCACCUACAACACCUCUGCCAUUGCACCUACCGGAUCCGUUGGAACCAUCAUCGCAUCCACAACCUCAAGAAUUGGCGCAUCGGCCUCGGCUGUACCAACCUUCGUCGGUGCAGCUUCAAAUGUUCAAGUAAGCUAUGGUGUAAUGGGAUUGUUUAUCAUGGCUGUUGCAGCGUUGCUGUAA
This is a messenger RNA of Botrytis deweyae, 339 nucleotides long. RefSeq lists its product as uncharacterized. Lineage: Eukaryota; Fungi; Ascomycota; Leotiomycetes; Helotiales; Sclerotiniaceae. Bases 1 to 339 code for a protein of 112 amino acids. The record is from RefSeq and is a predicted model, not a curated record. The transcript has a single exon.